GAGAGAGAGAGGUUUUCACAAAGUGUUUGGCAAAGUCCCUCUCAGUCCGGCACAGCCUCUCAAGAGGGAGUCAAGAGGGACUGGUUCUCACUGAUCAGGAUACUUGUUCCACAUUUCCCUGUACAGAGUGCUGGUUUGGCACCAGAGUGGAUACGUAUACAAAGACUACACUCAGAAAAAAAGCUGCAGCAGACUUCUGUGUGAAUUCUUUCCUGCGUGUGUGUGACCAUGCGUGGUGUGUGUGUGUUCUUUUUGGCGUGCAUCCUGACGCUAUCCCUCGCCAUGCCAGGCAGGCAGGACCCGUUUCUCUGGCUGUCCGCCCUGCAUGGUCGCGGUUACGCCGAGGGCUCCCUAUUGGCCGACACCACCGGGGGGGAGUGUCCUGAGGAGUGUGACUGCCCGCCCUCCUUCCCCAUCGCUAUGUACUGUGACGGGCGGGGCUUGACAACCAUGCCCACCGUGCCCUCCAGGAUGAAGUACCUGUACCUGCAGCACAACGAGAUCACCGCCCUGCCAGACUCCGCCUUGGCCAACGCCACCAACCUAGUCUGGGUCAUGUUGCAUCACAACGCGCUGUCUACGGACAAAAUCGGCAAGAGGGCUUUUGCCAAGCUGCAGGGGUUGGAGCGUCUGUACCUUCAACAUAACAACCUGACUGGUGUUCCCCCCAACCUGCCACACUCACUACGGGACCUCAGACUCAACAACAACAACAUCAACAAGAUAAUGCCAGAGGCCCUGGAGGGCAUGGACAACCUGACCAUCCUGUAUCUCCAUGACAACGCUCUGACGGAGAUGGGCACGUCUCUUAGGGGGUUGAACUCACUCACACUGCUCGACGUCAGCGGCAACAAGCUGAAGAAGGUUCCAGACAGCCUCCCAGAGCGCAUCCACCAGCUGUACCUGGAGUCUAAUGCCAUUAGCGCUGUCCCAGAGGGAUUCCUCAGUAAGUUCUCCCAGCUGCAGUACAUCCGCAUGGGCCACAACCAGCUGACGGACAAGGGCAUCCCCCCCAACACCUUCAACGUGACUGGCCUGGUGGAGCUGGACCUCAGCUUUAACCAGCUGGAGAGGAUCCCCCUCGUCAGCCAGACGCUGGAGCACCUCUACCUGCAGGCCAACCACAUUAAAGAGUUUACCCUGGGUAGUUUCUGUAGUGCCGUGGACGUGAUGAACUUCUCCAAACUGAGGACGGUGCGUCUGGAUGGGAAUGAGAUCAGCACCGGGGAUGUCCCCUCCAACUCAGUCCUUUGUCUGCGCUUGGCCAACACCAUCGAGGUGUAACACUCCCAUCUCACCACCGGGCUGCAGUACCAUCGAGGUGUAACACCACCAGAAUGCAGCAUUUCCACUACACAUCUGCAACCCUAUUUCCCGAACAGAGGGCAGCAGUCUGAUUGUCACUAGUUACCACAGCCCCAAAGUCAUAAUUAUGGCUAAACCCCCACCUAUUUCUAUCAUAUAUAAGCCAUUUAGCAGACGCUGCUAUCCAAAAUGACUUGCAGUCAUGCAUGUCUUUGACAGGAAUUGAACCCACAAUUCUGGCGUUGCAAGCACCAUGCUCUACCAACUGAGCUACAAUUUCUCCUCCUAUAAUC
This is a messenger RNA of Coregonus clupeaformis (lake whitefish), 1598 nucleotides long. It is a transcript of the gene fmoda, whose product is annotated as fibromodulin a. Gene Ontology annotation, molecular function: protein binding. The record is from RefSeq and is a predicted model, not a curated record. NCBI's taxonomy places the organism in Eukaryota, Metazoa, Chordata, Actinopteri, Salmoniformes, Salmonidae. The transcript has 7 exons. The coding region runs from base 229 to 1284 and encodes 351 amino acids.